This is a messenger RNA of Arachis duranensis, 1641 nucleotides long. RefSeq lists its product as uncharacterized. Gene Ontology annotation, cellular component: tRNA (m1A) methyltransferase complex; nucleus. The transcript has 13 exons. Bases 88 to 1470 code for a protein of 460 amino acids. The record is from RefSeq and is a predicted model, not a curated record. Gene Ontology annotation, biological process: tRNA methylation. NCBI's taxonomy places the organism in Eukaryota, Viridiplantae, Streptophyta, Magnoliopsida, Fabales, Fabaceae.
CAGAGGAGUGGAGAUGCAUAGAGUGUACGUGCGUGAAGGUGCCGAACUGCCUCUGCUUGUUCGUCCCGAUUCAGAAUAAGAAGAAGAAUGUCUUGUUCAGCAGCAGCAGAAUGUUGUUGCUCUGAGCCCAAUGGCAAUAAAAGUAAUAACGGAAGAGUGACGUGGGAAGGAUGCAGCGUCUUGCUUGACAUCAACGACGGUGACCGUCUCGUCUUCGCUCGCCUCUCCCCCGCUGCGAAAUUGAAGAUUGGGAAUAAGAACUGCUCUCUCCAACCGUUAAUCGGCACUCCCUUCGGUUCUCUCUUUCAGCUCGAUGGCACUUCCCUCUCUCCUUUUAUACCUUCCCCUCAAGCUGAUGCUACUAACAAUGAGGAAAUAAAAGAUGAUGGUCAACCGAAUGUUGAAUCCAGGGAUAAUCGCGAAUUGGUUGACAAUAACACUGCACAAACCCUCACUGGUGAAGAUAUUGAAGCCAUGCGAAGGCAGGGUGCAGGAGGUAAUGAGAUUAUUGAAGCUCUCAUUGCCAAUAGUGCAACAUAUGAGAAGAAAACGGCAUUUUCACAGGAGAAAUAUAGACGCAAGAAGCAGAAGAAAUAUGCGCCAAAAGUACUUAUGAGGCGUCCUGUCGCUAGAAGUAUAUGCGAGGCCUAUUUUAAGAAGUAUCCAUCAAAAAUUGGAUUCUUGCGGGUGGAUACAUUAUCUCUCCUACUUUCCAUGGCGAAUGUUUCUGCAAAUUCUGACAUUCUUGUAGUUGAUAUGAUCAGUGGCCUUCUUACUGGUGCUGUGGCAGAACGUUUAGGAGGUACCGGUUUUGUAUGCAACUCAUAUCUUGGGCAAUCACCUUAUUCCAUGGAUAUUGUUAGGAUAUUUAACUUCAGUGAUGAAAUUUGCAAGAGAGUCGUGCGUUGUCCCAUUUCGGACCUGCUAUCGUCAAAAGAGUCACCUGAGCAAAUUCUUCAAGUUGCUGAUGUGAAUGAUGUCUGCAAUGUUGAAACCCAGUCAAAUGAUCUGAUGGGUUCGACAGCCAACACAGAUGAAAUCAGCCAUUCAUCAGGAAAUGAAAUUUCUGAUCUUGGUGCUGAGAAUGAGAACAUUCCUGUUAUAAGAGCUUGCAAAGUUACAAAAGCCGGAGAAAAAGCACCACAAGAAACCAUUGAUUCAUGGAAGGAAAAUGGGUUUUCAAGCCUACUUAUUGCUGCUCCAGAGAUGGAUAUUUGGCCACUGGUUCGAGAUGUCUUGCCCCUUUUAUCGAAUUCUGCUCCAUUUGCUAUUUAUCACCAAUAUCUUCAGCCUCUCGCAACUUGCAUGCACAAUCUACAGCUUGCAAAAAUGGCCAUUGGGUUACAGUUAUCAGAGCCUUGGUUACGUGAAUACCAGGUUCUUCCAUCGAGAACUCAUCCAUCAAUGCAAAUGAGUGCAUUUGGUGGCUACAUUCUCACAGGGACUAGGAUUUGCAGCAGUAGCAACUAAUUCUAUCUCCUCACAUGUUUACUAGCUUCUAACUGGUGCAUGAUUUUUUUUUUUUUUUGCAUUACUUUAUUUUUAUUGAGAACUGUAAUAUGAUAUAUGUACUUAAUGGUUUUGUAUUUUAUACUUGUUAUUUUUCAUAUAAAAUUUUCAAUAAUAGUCAAUUUGAAAUUA